Messenger RNA from Melozone crissalis (California towhee), 1589 nucleotides. It is a transcript of the gene MGME1, whose product is annotated as mitochondrial genome maintenance exonuclease 1. The transcript is spliced from 5 exons. The record is from RefSeq and is a predicted model, not a curated record. Gene Ontology annotation, biological process: mitochondrial DNA replication. Gene Ontology annotation, cellular component: mitochondrion. Gene Ontology annotation, molecular function: single-stranded DNA exodeoxyribonuclease activity. NCBI's taxonomy places the organism in Eukaryota, Metazoa, Chordata, Aves, Passeriformes, Passerellidae. The coding region runs from base 116 to 1129 and encodes 337 amino acids.
GCGCCGGCGGCGGUGGCGGGAAGCGCGGCUGAGGAGGAAACAAAUAUGGUAACCCACAGAGUGUUGGUGACAGAAGGAAGAAAACUCUAACUGCUCACAGCCACUUCUUGUCAGGAUGCAAUUCCUACAGAUCCUGGCCAGGAAGCCAGGCAGCCUGGAAGUGCUUUUUCAAAUACCAUUUUGCCAAAAGCAAUUCCCAUACUCGUGUCUCUCUACCUCUGCCUGUGUUUACAGCAAAAAGAAAAAAGGAAACAGUUAUGACCAAGUUGACCAAGAAAAAUACAAGAAUCUGGUCCACUCUGUUAUAUCUUAUAAAACCAGUGCCCAAACCCCAGAGACAAUACUUGAGGAAGAUAAUUUGUUAUAUGGGCCACCAGCUAAACACACACCUCCAAUUAAAGCUGGGACAAGAACUCCCAAGAAUUGGAUUCCUUUAAUAAACCCCAGCAAGAGAAUUCUUCCUGCCAGCAGUGACUCAAAGGUGCCCCUGAAAAUCAGGCUGCAAAGAGCAAAGCUGCCCAGCGUUACCCGCAUCCUUCAACAAACCCUCUCUCCUCAGCAGGUCUUCUAUCUGGAGAGAUGGAAGCAGAAAAUGAUAGAGGAGCUUGGAAAAGAGGGAUUUGAAGAGUACACCAAAAAUCUUUUUCUCCAAGGAGAGCUCUUCCAUUCAGCUUUGGAAUCAAUAUUCCUGUCUGGAGAGACAGCAGCCAGGGAGCAGGGUGAGGAUGAUGUGGUGGCUGGUUACCUAUCCAGUGUGGAAGGUGUCUUGGAGGACAUCAGCGAGGUGAAGGCCCUGGAGAGCGGAGUUCACCACGAGAGCCUGCAGUACCUGGGCCUGGUCGACUGCGUGGCCAAGUAUCAGGGCCAGCUGUGUGUGAUCGACUGGAAAACUUCAGAGAAGCCAAAGCCAUUUCUGCAGAAUACUUAUGACAACCCAUUGCAGGUUGCAGCAUAUAUUGGAGCCAUAAAUCAUGAUGCCAACUAUAACUUCCAGGUUCGCUGUGGGCUCGUGGUGGUUGCCUACAAGGACGGAUCCCCGGCACAUCCGCAUUUCAUGGACCCUGACCUGUGCUCUCAGUACUGGGACAAGUGGCUCUUGCGCCUGGAGGAGUACAGGGACAAAAACUGACCCAGGCUGAGCACAAGCAAGUGGCCAGAGGCAAAGGAAGAACUUUUUUUCAUGUUCUUUUUUGUGUAACUUCAGCUAAUUUCUUACUAGCCAGGCUCCCCUCUCACCCCUCCCAAAAAGUAACUUUCAAAUGGGGAAUAUCUAUUUCCUUGUAUUGUAGGUGACCUCAGUGGUCCAGGCAGAAAAAAGCCAAUUUAUUUGGCCUCUCUUUUUUUAUCCCACGCAGUUUCUACAGCCUGGGGUUGAUAGAAAAGUUUCUACUAUCAAGUAAAACUGCUUGAUCAAAUCAUCUUUUUUUCUUUUCCUCAAAAAUCACAAAUGAAAGUUGCAGAACUGAGUCUUUAAAAACGAAGUUGGUGAACUAAAGCAAAAGAACAUCUGUGAUGUAUGAGCUGAGAGAAAUGCAAAUGAUAAAGAAGUGGAUGUAGUAGACUGGAUUUCAGUCAAUUCUUGUUCAUGC